Tetrahymena thermophila SB210 is the source of this 555-nucleotide messenger RNA. RefSeq lists its product as hypothetical. The record is from RefSeq and is a predicted model, not a curated record. The transcript has 3 exons. Lineage: Eukaryota; Ciliophora; Oligohymenophorea; Hymenostomatida; Tetrahymenidae.
AUGGACGUCUUUGUUUGUGCUUAAAGUUGUUAGAACGGAGAAACAUAAGAUUAGAAUUAAUAAUGUAUUUAAUGUAAUAUAGUUGGUUGCAUAGAAUAUAAUUGUUAGUCGUAAGUAGGAUUUGCUAAAAUUCCAUAUAAUGCGAGUGAUUGCUAUUAAAGUUGUCCUUCCACUUAUUAUUCAAAUUUUGAUUAAAAAGUGUGCUAAAAAACAAUUUAAUGCCCUUCAACUGAAAAUAGCUCUAAUUAUCAACUCCCUUAAAGAGUUCUCUAAGUUGAAUAAUUUUAAACGAACCAUUAUUUAGUUAGGGCUAAUCAAUGUACAUUUGCACUUGUUGAUUCAGAUUGGAAAAUAGUUUCAGUAUAAAUUCUUUAAAAAAUGUAUGAUUAUGAAUAGUAAUAUAUGCUUAAAGGUGAAGAAAUUUAACAAUAAAGCUUCAUGGUAGGAUCAAAGGCUGGAUGCAUAGCAGGAAAUAAAUUAACAGUUUUUGAUUUCUAAACUUUUUAGCUAUAUGAUAAAAUUAACAACACCUAGUUGAAGGUAUAUUAUAUUUGA